This is a messenger RNA of Alnus glutinosa, 3174 nucleotides long. RefSeq lists its product as uncharacterized. Lineage: Eukaryota; Viridiplantae; Streptophyta; Magnoliopsida; Fagales; Betulaceae. Gene Ontology annotation, molecular function: mRNA binding. The record is from RefSeq and is a predicted model, not a curated record. The transcript has 11 exons. Bases 101 to 2722 code for a protein of 873 amino acids. Gene Ontology annotation, cellular component: nucleus.
CGCAUAUCAACUCCCUAUAAGCUCCUCUCCAACAAAACCUUGUCCAGGUUUCAAGCUUCAAUCCGAGAACGAGUUCACGCUCCGAUCGCCGUGUACCAGCAUGAGAACUCGUAAUAAGGAUUCGCCAAAACCGGCGACCGCGAAGAAAACGCCGCCGCCGAGGAAAUCGGCGUCCAAAACGUCUCCGAAUCCUCCCGAUUCGGCUGCGGUUUCGGAUACUCCGAAAUCGACCGCGGUUUCGGAUACUCCAAAAUCGGCCGAGACGAAGCGCCCUUCCGCCACCAAAGCGAAGCCGGUGAACAAGAACGAUGCCGCGACCCCACCGAGCGCGGGUUCCGAUUCGAAACCCCAACAGUCAUUAGUAUCCGAGGAGCCCAAAGCACCAGGUGGUGUUGCCCAGGUGACACCAGGCACAAAAGUUGUCAAGGUGAUAAAAAGGGUGGUGAAGAGGUCUGGAAGAACAAAGACACCCACUUCGGUAAAAGGUGUUACAAUGCAGACACCCAAAUCUGGGGAAUCUGUGAAGGCUAAAGUUGAAGAAUCCCGGGAGAAGGAGGAUGUAGAGGAAGCCGCGGUUGAAAAUGUUGGAGAAUCUGGGAAGAAUGAAGAAACCGUGACGGAAGUGGGGGAGCCUGUUGUUGAAAACGCCGGAGAUUCUGCAAGGAAGGUAGGAACUGUUAUGGAAGUGGAGGAAACUGUUGUUGAAAGCGCUGUGGAAGUGGACGAGCCAGUUGCUGAAAAUGUUGGUGAAUCUGCAAAGAAGGAAGAAAGUGCAAUGGAAGUGCAAAUAGCUGCUAUUGCAAAUGUUGGAGAUUCUUUGAGGCGAGAGGAGCCUGUUGUUGUAGAGGUUGCAGAAUCAGUUGAGGAUGAGGAAACCGAUGGUGCAAAGGACAGAGAGGAAGUUAUGGAGGAAAAAGAGGAGGAUACAAGAGAUGUUGAAAAUAAGGAGGAACCCAAUGUUGAGCCUGUUAACAUGGGAGAAAAUGUCAUAGAGGACUUCCGUGGAGAAGAUGCUCAAUCUGUGAAGGAGUUUGGGAGUGAUGAGGCAAUGGAAGAUUAUGGUGAUAGAGUGGACCUUGGUGAACAUGGGGAAGACGAGCUUGCUGAGGAUGAUCCAGAGGAGCCUGCUGACUAUGAUCCAGAGGAGCCUGCUGAAUAUUCGGAGGCAUUGGAAGAAGAAUGCAGGGAAUUAACGGCUGUUGCUAAGGAGCGCAAGAUUAAAAAAGAGCAUGAGAUAUUUGUUGGUGGGUUGGAUCGGGAUGCGGAGGAGGAAGAUGUGAGAAAGGUCUUUGAGAGGAUUGGAGAGGUAGUUGAAGUUAGGUUGCACAAGGAUCCAUCUACUAAUAAGAAUAAGGGGUAUGCAUUCGUGAAGUUUGCUAAUAAGGAGCAUGCAAAGCGGGCUUUGUCAGAAAUGAAGAACCCUGUUAUUCAUGGAAAGCGGUGCGGAACUGCACCCAGUGAGGACAAUGACUCGUUGUUUCUGGGUAAUAUCUGCAAUACAUGGACAAAGGAAGCUAUCAAACAGAAGUUGAAAGAAUAUGAUGUGGAAGGUGUUGAAAACAUCACUCUUGUUGCAGAUGUUCAACAUGAGGGAUUGAGCCGGGGUUUUGCAUUCCUUGAGUUCUCUUGCCAUGCAGAGGCCAUGCUUGCUUACAAGAGGCUUCAAAAGCCUGAUGUUGUUUUUGGCCAUCCUGAGAGAACUGCCAAAGUAGCUUUUGCUGAACCUUUACGUGAGCCUGACCCAGCAGUCAUGGCCCAAGUGAAGUCAAUCUUUCUUGAUGGGCUUCCACCUCACUGGGAUGAAGACCAUGUUAGAGAGCAGCUUAAAGGUUACGGGGAGAUUGCACGGAUUGUCCUGGCCCGGAAUAUGUCAACAGCCAAGAGAAAGGAUUUUGGAUUUGUUGAUUUCUCUACCCAUGAAGCCGCUGUUGCUUGUAUUGCUGGUAUAAACAAUUCACAACUGGGUGAUGGGAAGAUGAAAGUGAAAGCAAGGCUUUCAAAUCCUUUGCCCAAAACACAGGCUGUGAAGGGUGGAAUGUGUGGUGGAUUUCGAAUCGGCCAUGGCAAUGGUGGAGCAACAUCAAAUUUUGGAAGAGGGUUUGGGCGGGGAGGACAGCCCUUUCACCGUGCAAAUUUCCAACGGAAUAGGGGUUUCUAUCAAGGUGGACGUGGUCAAACUGGUAGAAUGGGUUUUCCGAAUAAAUAUGAUAAUCCAUAUACUGAGUUUCAUGGGAGGCAAUUUACUGGACGAGGGGGAAGAAGGGAUUCAUUUAGAGGUGGUAAUUAUGCAUCUGGUGCGGGACGUGCGGUUGCUGCCCCGUCAAGACCUAAUCUUGAUCGACCCUGGCAUGAUGCUCCUGAUAGAGGCCGUGGGAUGCAUUUUCAUUCUAGGAGGCAACCAUAUUCUCCGGAGGGACACUUUGACAGACCUUUCAUUGGAAGGCACUUUGAUGACCCUUUUUUUUACGAGGAUGAUGCACAUGGGAUGAAGCGCCCGUUUUAUAUGACUGACCAUGAUCCUGAUUAUAUGGAGCCUAGUAGGUUUCGCCCGCGUUUGGAUUACACUGAUACAUCGGCUUUUCAUGCAAACAGCUAUCGUGAUACUUAUGGAGCUGGCAGCAGUACCUACCCCCGUGAUUAUUAUGGCCCUGAUUAUGGUGGAGGUCCAUAUUCAUCUUUCUAUGGGAGUGACCGCCCAUAUGGCAGUGGCUAUUACUAUUAGAUUCUAGGAAUCAUUGGUGGGCUUGGAGAUGCGGGAUACACUUCAUAAGUGAUGAACAAGUGACUUGCUGCUAGAAAGAGAAUGAUGCUGUCUAAUCGUGCUCCUGCCUGCAUCAGAAAAGUUGAAGUAGCAUUAUAUAUUCUCUGCGUGUCUUCAUACUACUUUCCUCCUAGUCCUUCACCUCUCUUUACUCUUUAGUUUACUCUCUAUGAAGUCUUUGGUAGAAUAUCUUGGGUCUUGAUGCUUAUAGUUUAGGUUGUGUCCUAAAGACCUUGACUAAGAAUUGAUUGAUGUAUUUUCUUCUGUUGGAGACUGGACGGACCUGCCCCUUUAGCCUUAGGUAUCAAAAUCUUGAGGAUUUCUGAUAUGGGCUGUUGUGUUAAAGUGCAAAAAUUUGAUUGCUUUGUUGAUGAUACAAUCUUGAUGCUUUGGGAAAUUUACUUGAAGUCAAA